Molecule: messenger RNA, 882 nt
Organism: Ipomoea nil (Japanese morning glory)
Lineage: Eukaryota; Viridiplantae; Streptophyta; Magnoliopsida; Solanales; Convolvulaceae
Exons: 4
Coding region: 37-582 (181 amino acids)
Source: RefSeq, a predicted model, not a curated record
UCAAACUCCGUUAACCGCUCACCGUUGAAAGCUCAGAUGGCGUCGCCCCAUCACGGAACCGGAAACGUCCACCACGUGUCCCACGAAUCCCACACAGCUUCUCACCACCAUGGGAGCAGCAAUAAGCCUACUUAUAAGGUUUAUUGCCGCGCCGAGACUAACCACUGCCUCUCCAUUCGCAACGGCGAGGUCAUUCUCGCCCGUGCUAAUCCCUCCGAUCAACAUCAACACUGGUACAAAGAAGAGGAAUUCAGCACAAGAGUUAAGGAUGCUGAGGGGUUACCCAGCUUUGCUCUGGUGAAUAAAGCUACAGGGCAAGCCAUCAAGCAUGCAACUGGAAACACCCACCCGGUUAGGCUGACUGAGUACAAGGCUAAUCAUCUUGAUGAAUCCAUCUUAUGGACUGAGAGCAAGGACACGGGUGAGAACUAUAAAGCGCUAAGGAUGGCGAACAACAUUAGCCUGAACUUUGAUGCCUUCCAUGGUGACAAAGAUCACGGUGGUGUCCAUGAUGGGACUACCGUUGUUAACUGGGAGUGGACAAAGGGCGACAACCAGCGCUGGAAGAUUGUGCCCUAUUGAUCUGGGCUAGUGAGGGAGGAGGUGAUGCUUUCAGGUUUUGUGUUUUGUGCUUAUCUAAUUGUAUGCUUUGUGUGUGUGAAAUAUGACGGUGUUAUGGCUAAGCUUGAGUUGUUAGCGCUAUAGCCUGUGUAGUUUGAGCUCAUGUCACCGUAUAUGUAUAUCACUGUAAUAAAUGGAGACAGUAUUCCAUCCUGUAUUUUUGUAAUGUGUGUAUGUAAAACCCUAAAAGGAGGCCACCUCUGAUCUUCUGUUGUUAUGUACGUCAUGCAUGAAUAAAGAAUAAUAUGUUCUUCAGUUCUU